Messenger RNA from Anguilla anguilla (European eel), 2456 nucleotides. RefSeq names its product G protein-coupled receptor 88 (gene gpr88). The record is from RefSeq and is a predicted model, not a curated record. Gene Ontology annotation, cellular component: membrane. Gene Ontology annotation, molecular function: G protein-coupled receptor activity. The transcript has a single exon. NCBI's taxonomy places the organism in Eukaryota, Metazoa, Chordata, Actinopteri, Anguilliformes, Anguillidae. The coding region runs from base 878 to 1915 and encodes 345 amino acids. Gene Ontology annotation, biological process: G protein-coupled receptor signaling pathway.
AAGCCAGCAGACCCUGCGGCUCUCCAGGACCUGGGUUGGCCACCCCUGCUAUAUAGGAAUUCCAAUUCUUCCAUUUGUGAAAUUCAUCACUGAAUCAUGUAUAAAGUCUGCAGCUUUCAGUGGAUUUAGGCCUUAAAUGGAGGGAUCUCUGUCUUGUCACGUUAGUCAUUAAAUGGUGGGGUCUUAAACUGAAACUUUAUUUUCCGGGAAGGGCUGGCAAUAUAAUAUAGACUCUGCUUCCUCUCGUUGCACGUAGUAGCUAAGUGAAAACUUAUCUGAAGUAUGCCCUGUACUCUAGUACAAAUCUGAACACUGGCCUUUUGAUGUAAGUUAGGAAAUACCAAUGUCAAGAACUACCUUCGGGCCAAGAUCAGUAAAAUUAAUGCAAGCGCCAUAGAACCUUAAUGCCCCUUCGAGAUGCCAUUGGAACGUGGGUCACGCUUCAAGACUUACAUAGGCUAUCUGUCCACUUGCUUCCCAUUUCUCAAGUUAUAAUAGUAUUUUGUCUGUUUUUGCUUUUAUUCACGUAUGUGCAUAUUUAUUCAGUAUUCGUAAAUGUGAAGGCUAGAUGAUUAACCACGGUUGCUUUGUUUUCCUCUGAAUUAUUCAUGAUCAUCCGACGAUAUAGUAGCGCAGGGUAGGUAAAAGCUUACUCUACUUACUGGAGGCGUCGACGAGCACAACGGCUUUGCGGGGGCAACCCACCUCACCACCGCAAGAGCAUCAUAACCAUGCAGAGUUACGGUAAUGUUUUUCGUCUCUGGUUAUAACGGAACGAAAUUUAUUUGGGCAUUUAUUUAUUUAUUUUUUCAUAUACUGUCGUAUUAAACGAAACAUCAGAUUGAUCUACAAUAGCUUCUCAAGAAUCUCCUCAAGAAUGUGGAACGAUUCCGAGCCACUGACUGGAUGCGAUAUGGGACGCAGCCUUAACAUUUCCCUCACUACAAUCUACACAUUGAUGUGUUUGAUCGGGACUACGUUAAACGUUCUGGUGAUUUACCUGGUCUUGUCAUUUAAGAAACUCAGGACUUGCAGCAAUGCCUUCAUUGUGAACGGCUGCGUUGCUGAUCUUUUGAUGUGCGCGUUUUGGAUGCCUCACGAGGCUGUGUUUAUCUCCACUGGAGCACCUUCCGCGGUUGGGUACCACGCUUUUAAAGAAGCUGUUCUGUUUCUUGGAAUCACAGUCUCUCUUCUCUCCCACUCCCUCAUUGCAGUGAACAGAUACGUCUUAAUUACGAAGGUUCCUGCAACAUACAUGUCGCUGUAUCAAAAACGACACACAGAGUGGAUGAUAUGUGCGUCGUGGCUUAUAUCGCUCGGAUGUCUGCUGCCAUGGCUCUCAGCUCCUCUUUACCAAAAAGAAAGAUGCUUAGAUCUACAGGUUGCAACAUCCUUCACAAGAAGAUCCGUUCUGUCAAACCCUUUUGCGGCUGGUACCUUAGCACUCACCAUUUUUGCCCAUACUGUGGUUGUUUUGUAUUGCUAUUUCAAAAUAUUUCGCAGAGUGCAGAUCAGCGUGAAAAGAGUUAGCAUAUUAAAUUUUCAAAUCGUGAACAAUCUCCCCUACUCUUUUCCGAGGAAGGACAAGCGCCUUGGGUUUUACGUAUUGGCUGUGUGUUGCAUCUUUCUUCUCACUACCGAACCGCUCUUCUGGGUUUUAUUUGUGGGUCUUUUAAAAACACUGCCUGCAGCAGUUCGGACAGCCACAUGGAUGGUCUUCUGCACUCUCUUCGUAUUGAAUCCGUUUCUCUACACUUGGAAGAACGAAGAAUUUAGGAAGUCUUUCAGAUCGGUUGUAAGAGGAGAAUUAUGGAGAGGGUCGACGGUUGGUGUUGAGCCUGUCAUGAUCAAUACUAUCUCUCACCUCUUACCGAGACAGAACAGCAGAAGAACAUUCCUUGGCGAAGUGAAUUAAACUGUGACUUCCUCACCAGUGAAAUAUGUAUGUGUAAUAGGCCUGUACACCUGGUUUUAAGAACCUGUAAACCCUGAAUUCGUCGAUACGAGCUACGUUAAUUAAUUAAAUUAUUUAAUGAAUUAAUUAAACCUGUAAGCCUACUUUUAAAAUCAGUUUUCACUAAAAAAACAAGGUGUUCAAGCAAAAUAAAAGUUGAAAUAAGUUGAAACUGACAGAGUUGAGAUCAAGUGUGUUAUAGCUGAAGGUUGACUUAAUUGGUUGUAACACGUAGUCUACUUGUUAACUAAAUAUAUUGCGGUUGUCCACAGAUUGUUCUAUCUCACUAUUGGGAGAAAUUGUGCAUAGCCCUGGCGAUUUCUUUAGAAAUGUAUUAGACACCCGUGAAAAUGACGUGUCUUGCAUACUAUUUAUUGUAGGUAGUGCUGUAAUGUAAAAUGAGAACAUGAAUAAGAAAAAAUAUCCUAUUAUAUAAUAAAUAAGCCCAUAAUGCAAAUAUUCUUUUUAGCUCUUGAAUGUAUUUGUUUCUUUUUGGUGACAC